AUGCCGAGAUACACGGUGCACGUCCGAGGGGAAUGGCUGGCAGUGCCCUGCCUGGAUGGCACCAACACCGUCCGGUGGCUGGGGAAGGAAGCUGUCAGGAGGUACAUGAAGAACAAGCCUGACAACGGGGGGUUUGCCUCGGUGGAGGAAGUCAAGUUUUACAUCCGAAGGUGCAAGGGCCUUGGCUUGCUGGAUCUGGAUGACACCGUGGAGGAUGCUCUGGAGGACAAUGAAUUUGUCGAAGUUGUGAUAGAAGGAGAUAUAAUGUCUCCAGAUUUCAUACCAUCUCAGCCAGAAGGAGUCCAUUUAUACAGCAAAUACCGAGAACCAGAACAGUAUAUUUCUUUAGAUGGCAACAGCUUAACCACGGAGGACUUGGUCAAUUUAGGAAAGGGGCUCUACAAGAUAAAGCUCACACCUGAAGCAGAAGCUAAAGUCAACCAGUCAAGAGAAGUGAUUGAAAGAAUUGUAAAGGAGCAGACAGUUGUUUAUGGAAUCACCACUGGAUUUGGGAAGUUUGCCAGGACUGUCAUUCCAAACAGUAAGCUGAGGGAGCUUCAGGUGAACUUGGUCCGUUCACACUCUGCAGGUGUGGGGAAACCUCUGAGCCCAGAGAGGUCUCGCAUGCUGUUGGCCCUGAGGAUCAAUGUCCUAGCAAAAGGAUACAGUGGAAUAUCCCUAGAAACCCUCCAGCAAGUUAUUGAAGCAUUUAAUGCAUCCUGCCUGCCUUAUAUCCCAGAGAAAGGCACAGUUGGAGCCAGUGGAGACUUGGCUCCCCUCUCUCAUCUUGCUCUGGGAUUAAUUGGAGAGGGAAAGAUGUGGUCCCCGAAGAGUGGCUGGGCUGAUGCUAAAUAUGUGCUGGAAGCCCAUGGCCUGAGACCAAUUACCUUGAAGCCAAAAGAGGGUCUGGCUCUCAUCAAUGGGACACAGAUGAUCACAUCGCUGGGCUGCGAAGCGGUGGAAAGAGCAGGAGCUAUAGCUAGACAAGCUGACAUCAUUGCUGCCCUUACACUUGAGGUCUUGAAGGGUACCACAAGGGCCUUUGACACUGACAUCCACGCAGUGCGCCCGCACCGAGGGCAGGCUGAGGUGGCGUUUCGAUUCAGAUCCCUUCUGGAUUCCGACCACCACCCAUCAGAAAUAGCAGAGAGCCAUCGAUUCUGUGAUCGAGUUCAGGAUGCGUACACCAUGCGCUGCUGCCCUCAGGUCCAUGGAGUUGUAAAUGAUACAAUUGCCUUUGUGAAGGACAUCAUGACAACUGAAAUCAACAGUGCCACAGACAACCCUAUGGUGUUUGCUGAAAGAGCAGAGACUAUUUCUGGAGGGAAUUUUCAUGGUGAAUAUCCUGCCAAGGCUCUGGACUAUCUGGCCAUUGGUGUGCAUGAGCUGGCUGCAAUCAGUGAGAGAAGAAUUGAGAGGCUCUGCAACCCCUCUCUCAGUGAGCUGCCUGCAUUUUUAGUCACUGAAGGAGGUCUGAACUCUGGCUUCAUGAUUGCACACUGCACAGCAGCUGCCCUAGUUUCUGAGAACAAAGCCUUGUGCCACCCCUCCUCUGUGGAUUCACUCUCAACCAGUGCUGCUACAGAGGAUCAUGUGUCCAUGGGAGGAUGGGCUGCCAGGAAAGCUCUGAGAGUUAUUGAGCACGUGGAACAAGUUCUGGCUAUCGAGCUGCUCGCAGCCUGCCAGGGCAUUGAAUUCCUGCGCCCUCUGAGGACAACCACCCCCCUGGAGAAGGUCUAUGACCUUGUGCGCUCGGUGGUGAGGCCUUGGAUGAAGGAUCGCUUCAUGGCCCCGGACAUCGAAGCAGCUCACAGGCUGCUGGUGGAGCAGAAGGUGUGGGAAGUGGCUAAACCUUACAUUGAGAAGUACAGGAGGGAACAACACCCUGAAUCAAGACCCAUUUCACCAACAGCUUUCUCCUUCUCCCUGGGAUCACUGGACAUGAAUUCAAGUGGUCAUCACCACAGGCAUCAGGAUGACCUUUAA
This is a messenger RNA of Indicator indicator, 1986 nucleotides long. It is a transcript of the gene HAL, whose product is annotated as histidine ammonia-lyase. Gene Ontology annotation, molecular function: histidine ammonia-lyase activity. The transcript has 20 exons. The record is from RefSeq and is a predicted model, not a curated record. Gene Ontology annotation, biological process: L-histidine catabolic process. Lineage: Eukaryota; Metazoa; Chordata; Aves; Piciformes; Indicatoridae. Bases 1 to 1986 code for a protein of 661 amino acids. Gene Ontology annotation, cellular component: cytoplasm.